Messenger RNA from Acanthamoeba castellanii str. Neff, 1185 nucleotides. RefSeq names its product DnaJ domain containing protein. Gene Ontology annotation, biological process: protein refolding. The coding region runs from base 1 to 1185 and encodes 394 amino acids. NCBI's taxonomy places the organism in Eukaryota, Discosea, Longamoebia, Acanthamoebidae. Gene Ontology annotation, cellular component: cytoplasm. The transcript is spliced from 8 exons. The record is from RefSeq and is a predicted model, not a curated record.
AUGAGGCGUUCGGCGACGGACGUGGUUCGCGGGCACUUGCUCGGCAAUGCGACGAGAGGCGGCAACGCCGCUUUCUCGCUGCCCACAAUCGCGCCGUGCGAGCGACCAUCAUAUACACUGUUGCCGCACCACCGGCGCAGCUUCCGCUCCGCUGCAGCUCCGUGCCGCCGCCGUCCGUCACUGCUCGUGUUCGGCUCGUCCGUGGCCUGGACUCGCACUGCCGUGACUGCAGGCAACCCCGAGCGCGGCCACACCCGAUCCUACGCGAUGGGACACGAGAUGUACUCCAAGGACUUGUACAACAUUCUGGGGAUCAAGGACGCCGCAUCGCAGGAGGAGAUCAAAACCGCGUUCUACAAGAAAGCGAAGGAGUACCACCCGGACAUGAACAAAGAGAACCCCAACGCCCAGAAGAAGUUUGUGGAGGCGACGAGCGCUUAUGAGAUCUUGAGGGACACCAAGAAGAGACAGGAGUACGACGGCAUGCGACGAAUGCGCUCAAGCAGCUCGUCGACGUAUACGUCGUACACGCAUCAAUCCGACUACACCAACUACGGGGCCGGCGGUGCCAGGGCGGGCCGCACCGGGCGCGCCGACGACUUCACGGCGUACGGCAUGGGUGGCAUGGGCCACGAGGACUUCUCCCGGUGGUACCGACAGCGGAGCGACAUCUUCGACGACUUCGAGAAGAUGUUCAAAGACAUAGCGGACAUGAUGAGCAAGAAGAUGAGGUCCAAGUGGUAUCAGAUGUGCGAGAACGGGGAGAAAGAACGAAAAGAAAAGAGCGAACGGAAGAACGAAGCGCGGAGCGGAAAGAGCGAAAGCGGCGAAGACAGCGCGACAAGAAAGAAGGCAAGGAAGAAGGAAGAGCGAAGCGAAGAACCCCAGGCGCAGCAGCAGCAGCAGCAGACGCAGGCAAAGAGCGAAGGGGCUUCGUCCACGCGGCGAAGGACGAGUCGCGCGAAGAAGGACUACCAAUGGGGCAAGUGGGGGCGGAGGAAUGCGAAGAAGGCCGGCCCGGGCGAUGCGGGCGCGGAGAAGGCCAAUAAGAACGGACGCGAGAGCAGGGAGCACAAGGCGGCCGAGGACGCCAAGCGGAAGGAGCGACGGUGGCAGAAGAAGAAGGAGGAGAUCAGGAAGCGGUGGAAGGGAUUCUACGAGUCCGACACCAUCAUCUUCUUCUGA